UAGCGGGUUCCUUAUCCAAGAAGUGCAGGCGGGACGAGCUGGAAUCGCAAGAGCCCCCGAUGAGCAGAGGUGGCGCUGGUUGUGGCAAGAAUGAUGCGAGCCUUGACCUCAUCAGCAGCCUUCCCGACGAGAUCCUAGGCAGCAUCAUCUCCCUCCUCCCUACCACCAAGGGUGCCGCGCAGACAUCUGUUCUAUCUUCCCGGUGGCGCCACCUUUGGCGCACUGCCCCGCUCAACCUUGUCAUUGACCAUAGCCUCCUCAGCCAGGAGGGAGAGUGCACCACCAUCGUCUCCAAGAUUCUCACCACUCACUCUGGCCCUGCCCGACGUCUCUCCUUCAACCGCCCUCGUGGCAUCCGCCUCCGCCGCGAGCUCUAUGGCAAAUUCGACGGCUGGUUCCAGUCCCCUUCCCUCAAUGGCCUUGAGGAGCUCUACUUGUCUAGCGACGACAAGUCACCGUGCCCGCUACCGCCGUCCGUGCUCCGCUUCGCGCACACGCUGCACAUUGCCAGCAUCGGUGGCUGUGAUUUUACCAAGAUUAAUGCUGCCCCCACACUUAGCUUCCCUCGGCUGAAGAAGCUCAAACUCUAUGAUGUCUCCAUCUCGGAGGCGACUCUCCACCGCCUGCUUGCCGGCUGCACUAUGCUACAGAGCCUUGAUCUAUUGAUCCCACAUGGUUUAAGUGGUAGCCCAAGGACAAUCAGGGUCAUCGCGGCGCCAAAACUGACGGUGUUGGCCUACCUGUCUAGGCAAAUCUACGAGCUUGUUAUUGGAACCAUAAGGGUUAAGGAAAUGAUCCCCAUCUUGUUCACCACGACCGUGCGCACGGUGAAGGUCUUAGUUCUAGAAUCUAUCGGCCCUAAUCUGGAUGCAGUUGUUGGAUUUCUUAGAUGCUUUCCCUGCGUGGAGAAGCUGUACAUUCGGUCACUUAUUAGGAAGGACAUGAAAAAUGCGCAGCAAUAUGACGCACUUGUUGAUCCUCUGGAAUGCCUUGAUCUUCAUCUCAGAGCAAUCGUGGUGAACACCUAUCGAGGCUUGAGACCAGACAUUAACUUUGCCAAGUUCUUUGUUCUGAACGCAAAGGCGCUCAAGGUAAUGAAAUUCGGUGUCUCUGCUAGUAACUGCAAUGAGCAAUGGAUGCCCGAUCAGCGCACAAAGCUACAACUGGAUAACAGCGCUUCUCGAGAUGCCCGGUUCGAUUUUGAGAGAUAUAAUAGUGAUGAGGGCAUGCUUUUUGCCAACAAGAGGCACACGCAUGAUAUGUGGAUAGCUGAUCCCUUUGAUAGCUCACUAUGCAAAUGUUGUGGACCGUUUUGAUGCCCUUCUAUGCAGGAGUACCUGUUUAUCUUGUCAUCUCUCUGGUUCCAAACAUUCUGAUGUGUUUUAUUAUGUAAUGGGCUUCUGCAACCUACCUUCCGGCAUACACAUUCUAGUUGAAAAAUGGAAGAAGUGUGAAAGUGCAUGUGGAAGAGCUAUGUAAGAACUGGGUGAAAAUCUGGGAACUAAUUACCAGCUUGUCAUGAUAGACAUUUCAAUGUGGAACGCAGCGUAUUGGUUUGCUGAGGUGUUGGGCAAAAUCUGUAA
Molecule: messenger RNA, 1583 nt
Organism: Triticum aestivum (bread wheat)
Lineage: Eukaryota; Viridiplantae; Streptophyta; Magnoliopsida; Poales; Poaceae
Product: putative FBD-associated F-box protein At5g56390
Exons: 4
Coding region: 60-1316 (418 amino acids)
Molecular function (GO): protein binding
Source: RefSeq, a predicted model, not a curated record